AUGGUGGACUACGAGCUAGCUCUCCGGAAUGCCUUAUCUGCCACCUUCCCUUCCGCACAAGUUGAUGGCUGCUACUUCCAUCUGUGUCAAGCGGUGAUGCGGGCUGUCCAGCGACUUGGCUACAAGGAGCAGUACGAGCGAGUUACGACGGACCCCACUACUGGUCAGAAAACCUACACUCCUACCCGGAUCUGGAUACGCAGACUGAUGAUCCUCGCCUACAUUCCUACAGCGGACGUCCCGGACGCCUUCUUCAGUAUCCUGGACCAGAUGCCACCGUCCUUGGAGAUAGACGACCUCCUCGCCUACUUCCAGACGACAUGGAUCCAGGGACUGACCACCUCCUCUGGUACUGGACGAGCUAAGUUUCCUCCACUCUCCUGGAACGCCUACGAUCGGACCCAUUUCCACAUGAACAGAACAAACAAUUUCGUGGAAUCCUGGAACAAGAAGUUUUCCACUAUCCUUGGACACUCUAACCCCACCAUCUACAACUUCAUAACAGCACUGCAGAUGGAGCAGAGUUCAACAGAUGGGAAGCACGCAGCCUACCUGGUCGGAGAGAACCCACCGAAGAGGAAGAAAGAUCACAGCGACAAGGACAGGAGGAUUCACCGCAUCGUGCAGACCUACCACGCUUACGAAGAUGAUGUCUUGAAUUAUCUGGAUCUGCUCAGAAGUGUUAUGUGA
Messenger RNA from Bolinopsis microptera, 690 nucleotides. RefSeq lists its product as uncharacterized. The transcript has a single exon. NCBI's taxonomy places the organism in Eukaryota, Metazoa, Ctenophora, Tentaculata, Lobata, Bolinopsidae. The record is from RefSeq and is a predicted model, not a curated record. Bases 1 to 690 code for a protein of 229 amino acids.